Messenger RNA from Gongylonema pulchrum, 708 nucleotides. NCBI's taxonomy places the organism in Eukaryota, Metazoa, Nematoda, Chromadorea, Rhabditida, Gongylonematidae. The record is from the annotation of a GenBank genome assembly.
AUGAGGGUAACAGUGGACACUGUAUUCAGCGAGUGUCGACUCGGAGCAGUAUUAUGUGAGGGGGCCGAGCGCCUGAAAGAUUUCUCUCCUCGUUCGGUGGAUCGCGAAAUGGCCACAUUAUCUGCGCUACGUUUGCUGGAUGUAUGCGUGUCGAUGCAUGCGCCUCUGAUGGGUGCUGUGCGAGCAACCGAUUCCAGUUUAAUUGUUGCAUCCCUUGAUUCUCUUUUUCUGACUGCCUUAAUGGGAAAUCCUGCAGUGACAUAUGUUGCCGUCAUUGCAUGCUAUCUCACACAGGCCGAGCUAUUUCCGGAACAUGCAUAUUAUGCUGUAUCAAUUUUGCGAGAACUUUCUGCUUGCCGGCCAUCUUUGCAAACUCGCCUUGUUCAGGCAUUUUCGCCACUUGCUGUAGAACUGAUUGAUAGUUGCGCUCGGUUGACUUCUGUGAAAGUGAACCCUAUCGAUGCUUCUCCACUGGAUCCGCCCUGUUAUCACGGUGUCAGUGGCUUGCCACUAGAGAAAAUACGUGGUGAAACAGUACGGUCAUUCAUCGAAAUGUGCUCAUCAAGUUUGGAAUGUGACCCGAGCCGAGCUAAUUUAGCGUACUUUUUUUGUGGAUUCAAUAUGUCUGAUUUGAAGAAUUCAAUAAUCGAAGAUCCAGGCAAGGCGUUACUUGGAUUUAAUCUCUGGACAAAAAAACAGCUAUUCUGA